AUGCUUGAGCCCUCUGAAAUGCCUUUAUCUUCACGAUUGCCAACCAGCGUGGAAGCGGCACAGACUGCAUGGAUGCGAGAACGAGACUUUCAGUGUCUCUUGCUCAAUACUAGAACUCUGGCACUACGAAAAGUCUACCUACUCAGCCCUGGUGACCAAGACGCUGCUGUAAUCGCAGUCCUCAAAAGUCGUGGCAUGCUGCCGCCCGAUGUCGCGCCACAUUUCGAUAGCCUUGACCACCCCUCCAAUGUAAUCCCAUUGAAUCCUAUGGUUGACCCCUUGUUCGACGUAUAUGGUAUAAUCGCCCUUGCUCCCAGUCUUGAAACCUUGAAUUUCCUGCAAUCGCACUUGGAAGCGAAGAAUAGGGAAUACCAGGAGACUGUCGAUAGUUUUGGGUCCGACGCUCCGAGACCAUGUCUCUUUAGCGGUGUCUCGAACAUACUCUUGAAUCCGGAGCUUGAGCUCGUUGUGCUGCAUCCUAAAUAUUUCGCUUUCGACGAGGGACUCCCUUUCUCCACUCGUGCACCACUCCCUUCCGGCCAUCUCUUCUUCGACUACGACUCCCGCUCAGUGCUUCUCCAGACAUUCGACAAGGAAACAUUUCCAUUCACGCCUUUCCGGCCUGCGGCCCACCGCCGUCCUACAGAACACCUGAACGUUUUCUUCUUCGUGAUCAACGCACACGACAAAUUCGCUGAACAUAGAACUUGCUAUGGAAUAGAUCAUCUUUCCCAACGAACAGUGGACAUUAUGGAAGCCACAAGCAAAGUUCACGAUCUAAUUUAUUGGCGGCCAACACCUGGAACAGGCACUCGUGGUGAGAUCACCGACCGUUUCGGCGAGCAAAGCAAACACGAGAUGAAGGAGAGGAAAGAGACCAACUCUGUAACGUCUGCCCACACCCCCAUCGAGGAGAAAUCGCAACGGUCCUCAUAUUCAGAUGAAUCCUCGUCUGAUUAUGGCCGAGACGAACUCAACACUAAUGAAGUCAAGAAACUACAGAGGAUCAUCGACAGCCCAGCAUCCAGUCAAGAAGCGAGACUCAAUGCUAUCACAGCACUCCUCUGUGGGCCAGCGCCUCUCCCGCUCCCUCCGCUCCCUGGCAUCCCUUUGCCGCCAACCAAAGGAUCGCAGCAUUGA
Molecule: messenger RNA, 1140 nt
Organism: Mycena indigotica
Lineage: Eukaryota; Fungi; Basidiomycota; Agaricomycetes; Agaricales; Mycenaceae
Exons: 6
Coding region: 1-1140 (379 amino acids)
Source: RefSeq, a predicted model, not a curated record